AGCUUUACUGCCGCUCCACCGUCGUGCGCGGAGGUGGGUGGAGCGGAGCCACAACAGCAAUGUCGAGAAGUUUUCUGAGUCCUCGCUGUCGUGUCUGCGGCUCGUUUUAGCUGAAAACAAACGAAUAAACACGACUAAAGAUAAACAGUUGCGUCGACGGAGAAGCGGAAGUCGGACGCGCGCACGCAGACAUGGAGGGUGUGUUUAAUUGGUCCCUGACCCCACUCAACCCAGCACAAGCAGGGAGCCCCUACAUAGAAAUCAUCGAGCAGCCGAAGCAGCGAGGGAUGAGGUUUAGGUACAAGUGUGAGGGACGUUCAGCCGGCAGCAUCCCCGGAGAGAAGAGCAACGAAAGCACCAAGACCCACCCAGCCAUCAAGCUCCACAACUACAGCGGCCCCCUGCGCGUCCGCAUCUCAUUGGUGACGAAGAACGCACCGUACAAGCCUCACCCCCACGAGCUGGUCGGGAAGGACUGCAAACACGGCUACUACGAGGCCGACCUGCAGGAGAGACGCAUACACAGUUUUCAGAAUCUGGGCAUUCAGUGUGUCAAGAAGAAGGAUGUGAAUGAGGCCAUCACCUGCAGGCUGCAGACCAAUAAUAACCCCUUCAACAUCCCCGAGGCGAAGGUGUGGGAGGAGGAGUUCGACCUGAACUCGGUCCGUCUUUGCUUCCAGGCCUCGUUCACUCUGGCUUCAGGGGAGCAGAUCCCUCUGGAGCCGGUGGUAUCGCAACCCAUCUAUGACAACAGGGCCCCAAACACGGCGGAGCUGAAGAUCUGCAGAGUCAACCGCAACUCUGGCAGCUGCAAAGGAGGCGACGAAAUCUUUCUGCUGUGUGAUAAAGUGCAAAAAGAGGACAUCGAGGUGCGCUUCUUCCAGGACUCCUGGGAGGGGAAGGGCACGUUCUCCCAGGCCGACGUCCACAGGCAGGUGGCCAUCGUGUUCCGCACACCUCCUUACCCCAAAACUAACCUCAGCGAGCCCAUCAGAGUCAAGAUGCAGCUGCGCCGGCCCUCUGACCGCGAGGUCAGCGAACCGAUGGACUUCCAGUACCUGCCGGCCGACCCAGAUGAAUACAGGCUGAGUGACAAGAGAAAGUGUACACGAGACAUUUUCCAGGGCCUGAAGCUGGGCUCCAUGCUAUCUAGUGUGACUGGGCCACAAGAAAGACCCCACAUCGUCCCGAUAAGGAGGACCACCGCCCCCAACUCUCAAUCAAAGAACGCACAAGCUACGGCGCCGCCCCCCGGUGCCAGUGCAGCGAAGCCCCAGCCGUACUUGUAUUCACGGGAUCGGCUGUUCCCGGUCCAGCCCAAGGUGGAGGCCUCCAACUCCACCGCAACCACAAACCCAACGUGGAGGAUCAUGGAGAGCCUGAACCUGGGCCCCAAAGUGCCUAACUUUACAAUGAGCCAGGUCCCAGCCUCCUGCCCAGUUACCACCACGUCCACUGCCAACCAGGAAUACUCAACCGUCAACCUGUCGGACCUCCAUCAGUUCUUCCCGGCGUCCUCGGUUACAGUCCAGGAGACCGCAUCUUCUCAGGCCUCCUCACAGGCCGGCGGCUCUUUUCCCCACCUGUCGUCGAUGGUGGACGACGACAUCCCAGAGUUCCCCAGCUUUUCCGAAGCGCAGGCACAAGGCACCCUGGACCAGCUGAACAUGGAUGACUUCGAGGACCUCCUGAAUCCCAACCUCCUGAACGAGUGCGGGAACGGCACCUCGAUGAUGCCGCAGGUUUCGUGCCAGCAGGCCGCCGCGCCCAGCUUUGCCACCACGGCAUCCCAGAACAUUUCCGACCCUGGCAGCAUGCCAGGGAGCACCUGGAUGAAUUACCCCAACAGCAUCGUCCACCUGCUCCAGAACGAAGGCAUGAUUGACAUCACAUCCGGCAACAUGAACCAACGGCCCGCUGUGCUGGACGAGUUUGACGAGUUGAUGUCGGCUGACGAGGACCGCCUGAUUUCCAUUUUUAACAGUGGAAGCCAAGCUGGGUUUGUCUCAGGACACCCAACUUAAAAAAAAAAAAAAAAGUGUGGAUGGGAUUUUUUUUUUUUUAACGGACAUAUUUACAUAGACCACUCGAAUCUGGCCUUUUUAAAGUUUGGAACUUAAACAUCUAAUAGAGCUUUAAGAGGCAGAAUGUAGCAAAACCGCUCUCAGGCCCCCAUCAAAGGGUCUUUAUGCUGUUCAAUUUGUGGGCUUCACCUGCUCUCUGUAUAAAGUUUAACUGACAAAUGAUAUCACAGGACUGUUUUGAAAUGUCAUCGGCCUUGUUAGGAGUCAAUUCUUAAAAGCAGUCGGAGCAGAUGCUCUGCUAGGGGCCUCUUCAGAUCCUUUCCUGUGGAACGUUCGCCAUGCUCAUGUACUCUCCAUUGAAGCUGUUUGGGUAGCUCCCAUCAGUGUUACUGUAAUUCACUCUGAAAUGCGUACAUUUGGUGUGCCUUUUAAUUUCAAACAAAGCGGUCGGUAAUUAGGUCUGAGGCUCGUCUAUGCAAAUGAUCCCAUCGUCCUUGUGAUUUAAUAUCCCCAUGAAUUACUUUGGAAUGUAUUCUGAAGGUCGGCGGUUACUGACCUUAAUUUUAGUUUGAACUGAAUUGAGGUCUACACAGAAGUUAAAAACAACAUUUACAAGUGCAUGCUUAUAGCAGUGAAGCUGUAUCCGAGCUCACUUUGUCGGCCUAAUUUGCUGUAGUGAAAGAUAACGCUGUCUUGUGAUGAUGUACUGUAUGAUGUAAGCCGCUUAUAGUAUAUGCACUCUUGCUGUAAUUAAUGAUUCUGUCAAAAUCCCCAAAACCCUUUUCCUUGCAAUAAAAACCACGACAAUAA
Molecule: messenger RNA, 2834 nt
Organism: Gasterosteus aculeatus aculeatus (three-spined stickleback)
Lineage: Eukaryota; Metazoa; Chordata; Actinopteri; Perciformes; Gasterosteidae
Gene: rela
Product: v-rel avian reticuloendotheliosis viral oncogene homolog A
Biological process (GO): positive regulation of transcription by RNA polymerase II; cellular response to stress; canonical NF-kappaB signal transduction
Cellular component (GO): cytoplasm; nucleus
Molecular function (GO): RNA polymerase II cis-regulatory region sequence-specific DNA binding; DNA-binding transcription factor activity, RNA polymerase II-specific
Source: RefSeq, a predicted model, not a curated record